AUGAAAAAAAAUGUUGCAAGUUCCACACCAAAUUCUAAAUAGAAAUAGAAUAUCAAUUUUUCAUAGGAUCACUCACAAAAAUAAAUGUAAAUUAGUUAAUUUAAUUCAACUGAAGAUCAAUCUCAAAGUGAUUUGCUUAAAGUAAAUAUCUAUUAAUUAAAUUAGAAUGAUGAAUCCAUUAUAUCAAAUGAUUUAAGUUAACCUUCCAAUAAUUUUGUAUUCACAUAAGAAAUUUAAGAUAAUAGGGAUAAUUAAAUUGAAUUUAUUAAUAAUGAAGAUGAUAUCAAAAAUAAUUAAGAUUAAAGUUUUAUAAUUUAAAAUAGCGCUGAAAAAAUUAAUCAUAUUAAUAAUCAAAAUCAGUCACCUCUAAUCAAUGAGAAUUUAGAAAAUUAAUAAACUAGUUUGCAAUAUUUAAAUCAAGAAAUACAUCAAAAUCCAUACUAAUAAGGUAUCAAAAAUAAUUAUAAAAAGAUAGUCAUUAAUUUAAUAUGAUUGAAUAAAUAAAUUAAGAACAAAUUUAGGAGAUUAAGAAUGAAAGAUUUUCUUAUAGUAAUAAAAAAGCAUUAACUGUUGAAAUAGAGGAUAAUGAAUUUCAAGAAAGUAAAUUAUAAAUUGAAUAGUAAAAUAAAUAAAUAUUUGAAAAUGAAACAAGCUUUUCUAAUUUUUAAUUUAAUCUAAAUUAAUAAAAAACAAAUAGUAUUAUAGAUAAAUAAUAUACAGAACAUUGUUUAGAUGAUAAUUAUAAAUUUUUAUUCUCUUCUUAAGAUGAAGAUUUUUUAAAACAAGAUAACCUGUAAAUUUAAAAGAUUGAAGAAAAUAGGUAAGAUAUUGAAAUAGUUAAUGAUUAAUAAAUAUUUUAAAUUAAUGAUAAUUCAAAGGAAAAAGAUGAAGCUAGAGAAAUCUAAAGAACAUGUGAUGAAUAAUUAAAAAGAAACUCUUUAGAUAAAUCUUCAAUAUCUAAUGAAUUAAAAAUUUAAGAUAAUUAGAUUAAUUAAAUUCAAAAUCAAGAAAUCAAAUAAAUGUCAUAAGAUUCUUAAAUAUUAGAACAAAAAUAAUAAGAGUAUUUCAAUGUUGAAAAUUUUGAAUUUAAUAAAGAAUUGGAGAUAUAAAUAGAAAAUUAAAAAUAGAAUUAUUUUGAACAUGAAAAGAAUAAUAAUUAAAAUUAAGAAGUUGAAUCAAAUCAUUAAGAUUAAAUAAUCUUUGAAUCUGAAGAUUAAACUGAUCAAUUUUAAAACUCUUUAGAAAUAUAAUUUUAAUAGGUAAUAAAAGAUUAAUAGUUAUAAUCCUAAUAAAAAAUUUAAGAUUUUACUAAAGAUGAAAAUAACUUAGAUGGAUUGUUUUAGAAUGGAGAUGAUAAUUCAAAUUAUUAAAUAACUUAAGAAGUAUUUUAAAAUGAAAAUAAAAUUGAAUAAUCAUAAAUAAAUUAAUUUUCAUUUAAUAAUUAAAUUGAAGAAGAAUAAGAUAAAAUAAUUUGUAUUGAAUAAUCAAGAGAGGAUUAAGAAUUUAAUGAAAUCAAUUAAUAAUUAUAAAAUAAAGAAAGUGAAUAGUUAAAUUAGAAUGAAUAAAUAAUUUCUGAAGGUUAUUAAAGAGUAAUAGAAUCGUAAGUUGAACCAGAAAAAAAUUUUGAUUAAAAAAAUAUGGCUGAUCAAAUUCAUCAAGAAAGUAUAGAAGCAGAAUAAAGUAUAGAAAAGAAUGAUUAAUAAGAAGUUGAUAAUAUAACAUUAGAGAUAUCAAAAAACAUUUUGGAAGAGUUAAAGCAUAUAAAGAAUUAAGAUUCAGAUUUUACGAAAUUCAACGAUAUUGAUUUAAAUAAUAAUGAUAUUUAAUAAUAAGUGAACAAAUAGGAUAUUGAAAUAAACAAUUAAAAUAUCUUAUAAGAGAUAGUUCACCCAUAAAUCUAACAACAAGAACUUAAAAGCGAGGAUCAUAAAGAGGAACAUCAAGUACAAAAUCAAUGUUAGGAAGAUUUUGGAAUUUGUAAUAAAGAAUUAAUAGAAGAACAGAAAUGCCAAAAUUUAGAUUAAAAUGUUAUACAGUUUUAUUUAAACUGUAAUGAUCAAGAAAUGGAAUAAAUAUAAUAAUAAGCUAAAAAUGUUUUUUAACCAUAAAUUAAUAAUUUUUCUGAAUAAAACUAAAAAAUGAAUCAAGACAUCGAGUAGAAGGAAGAUCAUUAAAAAGACUAAAAUCUCUAGUAAAAUAAACAGAAAUCACAUAUUAAUAUAUAAUAAGAUUCAGAAUUAGUAAAUCGGGUUAUUGAUAAUUAGUCUGAAUCAAACAAAAAAUAAUAACCAAUAAUAUUAAUUGAUCAUUCUGAUGCACAAGGCUUUUCAGAUUAAUAUAAUCAUUUUAAACCAGAUUAAAAUGCUGAUAAAAAAGGAUUUGAGCGUAAAAAUAUCAUAUUUUCCUCUUAAUAAAAAAAGAAUUAACAAGGGGAAAAUUUUUUUCUUUCUCAAACAAAAAUACAGAAUUAAGAGGAUGUAUCUAAUUAAAAUCCAUCAUGCAAUAGUUAAUCAUAACAUUUAAAAGAAUAUAGUUCAUCAAAAAGUAAUGAUUAUAAUAAUAUUGAUGUGGUACAUGGUGGUGAUUAAAAUAAAGAUUAUGCUGAUGAAUUAUAAGAAUAAAGAAAAUAAAAAAUAAGAGAAUUAGAAUUAUAAAUAUUGCAGGCUUAAAGAGAAAUCGAUGAAAAAGAUGAAAAAAUAAAAUAAAAUUAAGAAAUGAUCACAACCUUUGAAAGCUUUAUACUUCAAGAUUAUAACCCUGAAGAAUUCGAAAAAAUUAUAUUAUCCGAAAGCAAUUUUGAAACAGAUAAUAUGUUGAUUACCAAUCUCAUUAAAAAAUUGAGAUAAUUUUUAUAAGAUUUCUAAGAUUCAAUAAUUGAUUUGAUUACUAGAUUUGAUGGAAAAACUGAAUUAGAUAAAGAUGAAGAAGGAGAGAAGGAUAGAGAUACAAAAGUUCAUGAUAAACAUUUAAACGUAAUAACCAAAGAAUUUAAAAAAUUUAUAUAAAAAUAAUAGAAAAAAGAUUUGGAAGAUAAUAAAGGUUAAAUUAUAAAUUAAGAUCAUUAAAAAGAAGAAUUACGAAUAGCAAACAAAGAUUUAGAUUCAUUAAUAUCUUCUAUUAUUGGUUAAACAAAAUUAUUACGUGAUAUUUUGUAAAAAAGUUGUUGUCUAAUAAUAAAAUUUAAUUGCGAAAUGUACAAUGGCCUUUAAGGAAUGUCUAAAAAUAAAAGUUAAAUUGCAUAAAUUGUAGAUUUAACAAAAACUGUAAGGUAAAUAACGUAAAAAUUCUAAUAAAUUAUUAAUGAAUAAGUAGAUUUAUAGGAGCUUUCUGCUGAUAAUGAUCAAAUACUAUUGUUAGAAUUAUUAAAAUAGCUAAUAUAUAAAUAAGAGGAAGCAAAAAAAUUUUAAUAAUUGUUUACAGAAUGUUUAUUUUAAAGAAUUGAUCUUGUUCAGCAAAGUGAAUAAAAUUUAAGAGAAGAUAUGGCAAGAAUGCUUUAAUAAUUAAAUUGA
Molecule: messenger RNA, 3509 nt
Organism: Paramecium sonneborni
Lineage: Eukaryota; Ciliophora; Oligohymenophorea; Peniculida; Parameciidae
Source: the annotation of a GenBank genome assembly